AUGUCUAAUCAAGAAGAAAGUGACGAAAAUUGGAUUGCUGCUAUGGACAAUCUAUGUUCGCAAUUAAAUGUAGAUCCAGGGGCUACAAAAAAAUCAAAGGAUUCAUUUGCUGAAAUAAAGCGAAACUUUUCUUUAGAGGGUGACUCACUACAUUGGAUGGCAUGUGCACUCUAUGUUGCAUGCAGAACAUCCAUCACACCUACAGUUGAAUCAGGGAAGGCAGUAAAAGGGAACUGUGUUAGUUUAACAAGAUUACUUAGAUUAUGUAAUAUAAGUCUCAUUCAAUUUUUCACUAAAAUUAAGAACUGGAUGGAUAUGACUUUAAUGCCAUCUGAUUUUAAAGACAAAAUCAGUAGAUUAGAGCACAAAUUUGCUGUAUCAACAAUUUUAUUUAGAAAAUUCCAACCAUUGUUUCAAGAAAUCUUCAUGGGCUUAACAAAUGAACCAGUAAAAACAAAAAGUAGCAAAAAACAUAAACUUCAACCUUGCAGUACCAAUGCAUUAUUUAACUUCACAUGGUGCCUCUACAUAAGUGUAAAAGGAGAGUUCCACAAUUCAGCUGAUGAUCUUGUGGACAUGUACCAUUUGCUUUUGUCUUGUUUAGACUUUAUGUAUGCUAAUGCAUUUAUGGCAGACCGAAGGGAUAUAUUGAAUCCCAAUUUUAGAGGUCUUCCAAGUGACUGGUCAGAAGAUGACUAUGAACAACCAAAUCAUCCACCCUGUAUAAUAUCAGUACUGUGCGAACUUAAAGAUGGACUUGCAGUGCAGGCCAGGACUAUGAAGGACUACAGCUGGAAUAGAGUUAUCAAAUCAUUCUUUGAAAAAGGAAUUUUAAAUGGCGACAGUGAGGAUCAUUUAGGAAUUUUAGAUAUUGGAAACUUUGACGUUAAUGUGAAAUCACUAAACAAUUUAUAUGAGACCUAUGUGCUCAGUGUUGGAGAAUUUGACGAAAGAAUAUUUUUAGGUGACCACGCUCAAGAACACAUCGGUACUAUCAAGAAAGUGUCCGACACGGAAAUAUCACAAGUUAUAGCCAAUUUUGGACCAAGUAACAAAGGCUGCCCGGACACGCCCUUAACGGGGCGGAGGUACCUCGGACGAAGAGCUGAAGAGCUUACCCCAGUGUCGGAAGCAAACAACAGUUUAGCCCGACUGGCGUCUUUCCUCAGGCAAUCGAAGCCGCAACCUUCCGCUUGUCUUAUGAAACUUUUUGCCGAAUGUGGCGUAAGCGACGAAACAAUAACGAAGAAAGUGAUAGAACCCUGCAACACUUGGAUGGAACAAUUUGCUGAAAGCCUUUUAGACAAUCAAUGUAGUUCAGAAACCAUAGCCUACAGAUGCAAUAUGGUCACCUGUUUAUAUUACAAGGUCUUUGAGCAUAUAUUACGCGAGGAGCAUCGGAAGAAGCCACAGGUUUCAUUGCAGGUUCUAUUAUCACAAGAGACAUAUCAGUUGACAGUUUACGCGUGUUGUACUGAGGUAGUGCUACACUCGUAUGGGGUCCAUUCGCUAAGGUUCCCACGGGUCUUGCAAAUAUACAACCUUAGCGCUUUCCACUUCUACAAGAUUAUUGAGCUGGUUGUUAAGGCUGUGGUGGAGAAGCUAAGUAGAGAUGUCAUCAAACAUUUAAAUGCUGUCGAAGAGCAAGUCCUGGAGUCACUAGUCUGGACCGCAGAUAGUCCGUUGUGGGACCAGCUGGAUAAUACAUCUGUUCCGCCCUCCGCUAAGGUCACGAUACCUGAGUCACCGUUAAGGAGAGGUAUCCAUUCACCAAUGUCGACGGUUGACCGAUACCCUCCGUUGAUGGCGGACCAGGCGAAGAAGCAAUUGUUCAAAGAUAAUGUUAAGCCAGGCCAAUCGUUAUUAGUACAAACAAAUACAAAGAAUGAAUCUAGUCCAACAUCCUCAAAUGGUGAAAUCACUCCAAAGACCCCAAACACUACGCCUAAGAAGAAUAAUAAUUCGCUCAUGUUGUUCUUUAGAAAGUUCUAUAGCCUAGCUGUGGUCCGUAUGAACGAUCUUUGCAUGCGGCUUCGUCUCACCGAUGACGAGUUGAAAAGAAAGAUUUGGACCUGUUUGGAGUACUCUAUCAUGCAUCAGACGCAGCUGAUGAUGGACAGGCAUCUAGACCAGAUCUUGAUGUGCGCUGUUUAUGUUAUUUGUAAGGUAUCGAAUAGCCCCAGCAAUCAAGUAGAGCGAACGUUCACAGAUAUAAUGAGAUGUUACAGAGCGAGGCCCCUCGCUGAUAAUCACGUGUAUAGAUCGGUGCUCAUUAGCACCAAGGAAGGUUCACCAGAGAGAGGAGACCUAAUCAACUUCUACAAUAGAGUGUAUGUCCAAUGUAUGCAGAACUUUGCGCUGCGGUUCACUGGAAGAAAUCGAGAUGAGAGCAGCCUUUCGCCGUUGCCAGCAGCGCGUGGCGACGCGACCUACUCCCCCGGCGGACAACGCGUGUCUGGAGCCCCUCAGCUCUCCGUCAAGACCCUCACUGCCUCCCCGCCACCUCCUCCGCCUCACAAACACCAUCUCACUUAUCGGUUUAGCCGGAGUCCCGCUAAGGACUUACACGCAAUAAACACGCUCGUGUCGUGCGAAGUGGGCGGGUUGAAGCGAGUGUCGGAAACGGAGGAAGUGGUGAAGCGAGCUCGCUGCGGAAGUGCUGGAGUAGCCCGGAAGCUGCAGGGACUUGUCAGCGAUAGACAGGCUUUGUGA
Molecule: messenger RNA, 2712 nt
Organism: Pieris macdunnoughi
Lineage: Eukaryota; Metazoa; Arthropoda; Insecta; Lepidoptera; Pieridae
Source: the annotation of a GenBank genome assembly